CGAUUACACCUCGACCGCAGGGGUUACUGUCAGUCAUUAGAAAAAAAUCUACAUCCAGCGAUCCUACAAGUAAACUCGUAUAAUUUUCAUGCUCUUGAAAUCCAUCAUUACACGAUAUUGCUCAAAAUAUGGGAAGAACUUUACCAAUACCAGUGUCUUGUAAAGUUUGUGGAGAUCGAUCGUAUGGUAAACAUUACGGAGUUUAUUGCUGCGAUGGAUGUUCUUGCUUUUUCAAAAGAUCUAUUCGUCGAGGUGUACUCUAUAAGUGCAUUGCAGGUAAUGGAAAUUGCCUAAUCGAUAAAGCUCGCCGAAACUGGUGCCCACACUGUAGAUUAAAAAAAUGUUUCGCCGUUAAUAUGAACAACGCAGCUGUUCAAGAAGAACGAGGUCCGCGGUCCAGAAGUAAAAUAUUACAAGUUCAUCAAAAUCAGCUGAAUAAUACUUCUAAUUUUGAAAACCAAAGCUUGAUUAAGGCUAAUAUGGUUCCUAAUAUUAUUAGUUACCAUAGUAAAGAAUAUUUUUUGAAUGUAGAUCACUAUCAUCGAACAAUUAUAAAUUCGUCUUUAUGGACAACUUUAAAGCUGAAUCCUACUGCUAGAUCGACUUUCCUAACGAGGGGUGAAGCUCUUCAAUACGAGAUUGCAGCACAAAUUUUUCUUUCAACUGUUCGCGAAGCUCGUCGACAGUCAGACUUCGCAUUAAUUUCAUUGACGGAACAAAACGCUAUACUUCAAAAAGGCUGGACUGCUUUAUUUCUUCUACGAGCUUUAACAUGGCCAUUGAAAUUAUCUGAUUUCCGGAGUAAUAUGCUGAAUAACAAAUCUGGAAUUAUUUAUUUAACACAAAUUCACGAAACAAUUACGACAUUACAGCCUGAUAGAAUUGAGCUGCAAGCACUGGAAACUAUUUUACUUUGUCGUAAAGAAUUAGCUUUAUCUGCAACGGCUGCCAAGGCACUAGCUGAAGGUCAAGAAAAGGCAAUACAAGUUCUAACGUACCAUCUGCGUAGCUAUAAAGAUUGCGAUCGAAGAUUAACGAGCCUACUGCUUUUGCUACCUUUACUAACAGCUUGUUAUCCACAUGCCUUGAUUAGUGAUUUAUUUACUCCAAUAAUAGGUGAAGUAGCCAUCGAAAAAGUUAUAGCGUCUAUCUAA
Messenger RNA from Phymastichus coffea, 1154 nucleotides. It is a transcript of the gene Hr83, whose product is annotated as nuclear receptor subfamily 2 group E member 1. Gene Ontology annotation, biological process: cell differentiation; anatomical structure development; regulation of transcription by RNA polymerase II. The transcript is spliced from 6 exons. Bases 129 to 1154 code for a protein of 341 amino acids. The record is from RefSeq and is a predicted model, not a curated record. Gene Ontology annotation, molecular function: RNA polymerase II cis-regulatory region sequence-specific DNA binding; nuclear receptor activity; zinc ion binding. Lineage: Eukaryota; Metazoa; Arthropoda; Insecta; Hymenoptera; Eulophidae.